Messenger RNA from Lobosporangium transversale, 585 nucleotides. RefSeq names its product cytochrome c oxidase assembly protein COX16-domain-containing protein. Gene Ontology annotation, cellular component: mitochondrial inner membrane. Gene Ontology annotation, biological process: mitochondrial respiratory chain complex IV assembly. The transcript has 2 exons. Lineage: Eukaryota; Fungi; Mortierellomycota; Mortierellomycetes; Mortierellales; Mortierellaceae. The record is from RefSeq and is a predicted model, not a curated record. Bases 115 to 513 code for a protein of 132 amino acids.
ACCAUUCUGCUUUUGAAUUGAUCGUUCGUUCGUUCGCUCGCUCAUUCAUUCAUCCGUUUUAUUCAUUCUUUUUUAUUUCUUAACAUAACAAUAAAAUAAUAGUAAUAAGAAAACAUGGUGUUUGCAAACAAAACAUAUGGUGUGGCGACACCUGCAGACCGGUUUGCACAGGUUAUUAAGAAGAGACCAGUUCUUUUUUUCGGACUACCCUUCUUGCUUACUAUCGUCGGAGGAUCCUUUGUUCUUUCAGAACUUACAGCCACCAAAUAUAAUGUCCAUGACCAUCGAACAAAAAAUAUGUCAAAAGAAGAAGGACUGAAAUUGUCCAAGAAUAGGAGAAAACUCGAUCUACAGGAAGAAUACUGGAGAUUGCAGUCGCGGGAUAUUGAUGAUAAUUGGGAGAUCAAACGAGUCAGCUCAGAAGCAGCGCCUGGAGUGACAACCUCACCCAAGAUGACAGCUCCACCUUCAGAGCCAUCAUCACCAUCAUCGCCAUCAUCAGGAUCAAAUUAGGUUGAAAAAAGCGACCUUUUUUUCAUAUAUGUUUUGUCUUUUUUAUAUAUAUAUGAAAAAUAAACACAGUAG